Messenger RNA from Charadrius vociferus (killdeer), 1597 nucleotides. It is a transcript of the gene OSGIN2, whose product is annotated as oxidative stress induced growth inhibitor family member 2. Bases 86 to 1597 code for a protein of 503 amino acids. Lineage: Eukaryota; Metazoa; Chordata; Aves; Charadriiformes; Charadriidae. The transcript is spliced from 6 exons. The record is from RefSeq and is a predicted model, not a curated record.
UUACAGCGGCCCUGAAACCGAAGGACAGCUUUUGAAUUCUUUCGUCCAGUAUUUUGGUGACAGCCUUGGGAGGAAGAUUAAAAGAAUGCCUUUAAUAGAAGAAACUGUUCUGCCUGGGGACUCCCUGCUUACUCUGCCUGUAGUAAUAAUAGGAAAUGGACCUUCGGGAAUUUGUCUGUCUUACCUGCUGUCUGGAUAUAGGCCAUAUUUAUCUCCUGAAGCUAUACACCCAAACCCCAUUCUACAUACGAAAUUAGAAGAAGCUCGACAUCUUUCCAUUGUUGAUCAAGAGAUCCCAGCUCCUUCAAACCCGGUUGCAGUGCUUUUUGAUACCUUGCUUCAUCCUGAUGCUGACUUUGGGUAUGACUACCCACCAGUUUUGCACUGGAAGCUAGAACAACAUAAUUAUAUUCCCCAUAUAGUGCUUGGUAAAGGACCACCUGGUGGGGCUUGGCAUUCUAUGGAAGGCUCUAUGCUGACAAUUAGUUUUGGAGACUGGAUGGAAUUGCCUGGCCUUACCUUUAAGGAGUGGGCAGCUAGCAAACGCAGAAAUACAAAGAGUGAUCGAGUAAUGCCAGAGGAAAUAGCUCGUUAUUAUAAACACUAUGUUAAAGUCAUGGGCCUCCAAAAGAAUUUCAGAGACAACGUUUACAUAACAUCAGUCUCCAGGCUUUACCGAGGAAAGGAUGAUGAAGACAGAAGUCAAAUAAAGGAAAAUAUUUCAACACAGCAUUUGGAAACGGAAGAUGGACAGAAAUCACUGAUUAAGAGAAACUGGGAAGUCAGAGGUUAUCAGCGAGCAACAGAUGGUUCUCAUGUGCCCUUUUGCCUCUUUGCUGAGAAUGUGGCUCUUGCCACAGGAACCUUUGAUUCUCCUGGCCGACUACAAGUUGAAGGAGAAGACUUUCCUUUUGUGCUUCAUUCCAUGACUGACUUCGGAGCUGCUAUCAGCAAAGGAAAGUUACGUGGGAAGGCAGACCCUGUGUUAAUUGUAGGUGCCGGACUUACAGCAGCUGAUGCAGUACUGUGUGCCUACAACAACAACAUCCCAGUAAUCCAUGUGUUUCGUAGAAGAGUUACUGAUACAAGCCUAAUUUUCAAACAGUUACCUAAAAAGCUUUACCCUGAAUACCAUAAGGUCUAUCAUAUGAUGUGUACUCAGUCCCAUACUGUGGACUCUAAUCUACAUUCUGCUUACACUAGUUUCCCUGAACACAACGUACUUUCCUUCAAGCCUGAAAUGAAAUGUGUUCUUCAGAGUGCCUCCGGACUGAAGAAAAUUUUGAAGUUUUCUGUAGCCUUAGUUCUGAUAGGUUCUCACCCAAAUCUUUUCUUUCUAAAGGACCAAGGACAUAGCAUAGGUCAUCACUCUAAUCAGCCCAUCACAUGCAAGGGGAACCCUAUAGAGAUUGAUCCAUACACUUAUGAAUGCACUAAAGAAGCUAACCUCUUUGCUUUAGGUCCUCUGGUGGGAGACAACUUUGUACGUUUUUUAAAAGGAGGUGCAUUGGGCAUUGCACGAUGCUUGGCAAUAAGACAAAAGAAGAAACAUGAAUUGAUUGAAAGUGGGGAUGGAGGAGGUGAUGGGGUACCAUAA